This is a messenger RNA of Wasmannia auropunctata (little fire ant), 6463 nucleotides long. RefSeq lists its product as uncharacterized. Bases 1 to 5415 code for a protein of 1804 amino acids. The record is from RefSeq and is a predicted model, not a curated record. NCBI's taxonomy places the organism in Eukaryota, Metazoa, Arthropoda, Insecta, Hymenoptera, Formicidae. Gene Ontology annotation, molecular function: guanyl-nucleotide exchange factor activity. The transcript has 14 exons. Gene Ontology annotation, biological process: positive regulation of Rho protein signal transduction.
AUGACCAUGACGAGCGUGGCUGUCGCCCCGGGUAGCCUCGGCGCACCUCCAGCUAUGCUCACCCCCAAGAUGUAUCAUCUGCAGCAGGGCCUGAGCCCGACGUCCGGCUCGCCCACCUCCGGCAAGAGCUACGAUACACUGAGCAAGGGCAAGAAGUCGUGGAGCGUGCGGCUGGGUCUGUCGCGGCAGCAUCAGAGCCACGGGGAUGACCCCGGCAAGGGUGGCUGGGGCACCAUAAGCGGCGGCAGCGUGCUCUCCCGCCAGAUGAUCUACAGCAGCGAUCUACCGUGGCUGUACGGCACGGUCAGAUCGUCGUCGCGGCUCGUCGGGCACGACUCGCCGCGACCCUUCCUGACACCGCCGCCGCCGCCGGGCGCGGCGCCGUUGCUCGUGGUAUGUUCCUGCCCGGAGUUCCUCGCCGGCACCGUAAGGAAGCUCGGCAGCUGCCGCAAGUGCGGCGGCCACCGGGUGGCUGGUCUGCCCCUCGGCGGAACCUGCCGGCUACCGCCGUCCUCGAGGUCCCGGCCGAGCCUCGCCGGUGUGCUGAGGACCGCUAUCGACGAUCCGUAUGACCAGAUGCGACGGAACCGGCUGGUGGAGCCGAGAUCGCGGGCGCGCAGCAUCUCGCCGCACCGGCCGUCCUCGCAGCGAGAUUCCAGGAGCCAGAGCAUGGUAUCGCGGACCGUCGUGAAGGAGCGGAAGGGCACGGCCGAGGGUACGUCGUCAUUGUCAUCAUCCAGAACCGAGUGGUACGAUAAGGAGCCGAGCGCAGUUGUGAGCUACGACGAUCGCAAAUCGCGACCCGGUUUCACCAACGGCAGCGCGUCCUCGGACGAGUGGAUGCUGGACGAGACUCCGGAGAGUCACUCGCGAACUCAUUCCACCGCGACGACGUCCGCCAGGCUGACUCGCGUCUCGAAGAAGCCGACGAGGGAGGUAAAUCAGAGGAGGACCAGCCAGGACGACUGGAAAAACGGGACAGCAACGUCAAUUACCGCGGACUCGCGGAAGAGCAUCCUCGAGUGCGACGUGAAUCCGUAUCUGUUACUGAAGAAGCAGAAGGACGAGGACGAUCUGAGCGACGAUCUGUCGGACAACGCGCUGGAGAAGGACGAUCUUAGAACGCGAUCGUCCAGCCUGUUCGAUCCGUCGAAAGUGAAGUCGAUCGAGAGGAUACCGAAUAGGAGUGCCGUAGCGGCGAUCGGAGGUCAACGGAUCAGGGUGUUUAACGAGAGGCCUAGAGAGAUAUCGGACGACGAUGACGACGUGCCACCGCCGGUCACGAGGAUCCCGAUACCGAAGGUAUCGCCAAAGAGACCGCCGAGGCGAUUGAAGGAGGCCCGGCAGACACUGAAGAGCAUCCUGAAGCGCGGCCGCGUGAUCGAGAGCAAGAGGAAGAACGUGCUCUUCAACGUUGAUAACGUGAUAUUCGCGCCUGAGAAACCGUCCGAGGCGACACGACUCUCGUGGAGCAGGAUCGGCAGAAUCGCCAGUUGCGGCAAGGAGCAGCGGGACAACAGCCCCGAGUGUAAAAGAAAGGAGGAGGAGGCGCCAAUCGUGCCGCAGGAGCAACAGGAGAAACACAACUUCAUCACAAUCCCAAAUAUCAGGGACCCAAAGGUGGACAGGGUCAGGUACAAGGAGCCGAGGAUCGUGCCGGAAGUGAAGAAACUCGCGCCGCCUGGUCCCGACAGGAUCAAGAUAGACAAGUUUGUUCCGUCCAAGAAGUACGAUCGUUUCAACGCGUUCAAGAAGCAAGACAAGAUCGGCAACGAGCCGCGAUCCUCACUCAACAACUCACUAUCCUGCUCGAAGAUCGACGUUCCCAGGGAGCAGGGGAGGAUAUUGCCGGAGGAGAGGAGAUUGUCUGACGAGAGAACCGUCAGGCCCGAGGAUGAGACCGAGCUGGAGAUCGAGAUCGAGGAGCUGAAGGACCGUCUGCCGUGCAUCGCCGUGGACGAGAAGGAUUUGAUCCUAAAGUCCGAAGAGAACGCGAGAAAAGCCUUCUUGACGCGGAGUCAAAGCGACCGGUCGUUCAAUAAACCGGAUAUCUCGGCGGGUGACGUCCUGUUCUCGGAUACGAUGCGCCUCAGUCUCAGCAAGAAGGUUAAGGAAUCCUCGUCGUCGAUGUCGUCGUCAUCGUCGUCCACGCGCGCAGUUUCGCGCGAGGACGUCGACGAAGAGAGUUCGCCGAGAAGAGAAGGCGAGACGGAGGAAGAAACUGGCGGUGAGUUUAAGAAGUCCGAUCGCGAGAUCGAGAAGAACGUCGAGGAGAUUCCCGAGAAGAUUGCCGAUAAUGCCGAAAAAGAGGUUGAACCGUCGCCGGACGCGCGUAGCGAUAUUUCCGACGCGAGCAACGAGCAUUUCCGUAUGAUGAGACCUACGAGCUGGUCUCCGCCGCCCGGUAGGCAGCGGCAUCGCUUCAAGAUCGGCGAUUCUCGCGCGGAUCCGGACGAGAGUCCCGCCAACUCGAUCAUCAGGGAUCAUCGGCGAACGAUCUCCUCAGCGUCGACGGCGUCGUGGAACUCGACGAGCUCCUACGGAUCCUCGAGGAUCGAAAUCAACUCGCCCGAGAGCAACGUGUGCAAGAUCACGGUGAGCCCGCGCUCGUCGCCGCUGGUACAUCGGCUGCAGAUCGGUCCGGAUUCCGGUCAGAAAGGCGCCAGACGAACGUCCAUCCUGAUCAACGGCGAUCAAAAUGCAAACGCGGAAUCGGCACCGGGCAACAAGGUGACCAUCAGCGUCGGCGGUGAAGACAGCGUGUGCAAUCCGACGGUGAUCUCCGUGAACUCGGAGAAUCCGCCGAAGGUCCAGAACUCCGUGGAGAAUCGCACUCUGGUGAUACUCCAGAAUUACAAAUCGAACAUCGUGGUCGAGUCGGGGAACGACGAUUCGCGUUCCAAACAGAUCGGGAAGGAUCACGUUGUCGAGAACGGCGAGACGGGUCCGAAGAUGAACGGCGAGGCACCAAAGUCGUCCGGCGACGACACUUCCUCGCCGUGUCGCCACCACGUGGAACAGCCGGCGGCGAAUUUCGAGAAACAGAAGAGGCUGAGCGUUGAGAUUAAAUCUUCCAAUUCUAAUCAGUCUUCGAGAUUUUACACGUCGGAACACGAAAGAACGGCGCGGCCGGAGUCCAAGGCGCGGUUCAAGGACGUCGAAAGUUCCUCCAAAUUGUCCGACUUGUCCAAGGAGGCUCUGAUCUCCAAGCUGCUCGAAGAUUCCCUACGUAAGGCUCGCGAGAACGGCGAGAUCCUGGACGAGGACAGCGGCCAGGCCAUCCUGAAGAUCCUGAAGCAGAGCUUGCUGAAGAGCAAGGAGUACGAGAGUUCCGAGUCCACUCUGGAAGCGAACUACUCGCGCUCGUCCAGCCUGAACUCGGACGGCGACUUCAUCUCGACGAAUCUCUUCCUCGAAGAGAAUCCAUACGAGGUGAUCAAGGAGCCGAUCUACGAGGAGAUACCCGACGAGCCGCCGCCGUUACCCCUGAGUCCGCCGCCCACGGAGGAUUACAUCAAGGACAGAAUCUACUUCGGCGACGUCGAGUAUUACAAGAAAGUCACGCCGGGCCAGUUCCUCGGCCCCUACUUGUCCGAGGAGGUUUUUAAGAAGUCCAACUCGGAGGAUCUGGCCGAGACCUAUCUGUCCAAGAGUCCCGAGGACUUCUUCAAGAAGAUGUCGACGUCGCCCGAGGACGAGAAUAACAUCUCCACCAAGUUCGAAUUGUUGAGCUUUUUGAUGGAUUCCAAGGACCGCGCGCGUCCCGCGGAGGAGGACGAGGAUGAGGACGAGGACGAGGAGGACGACGCCGAGGGAGACCUGGAGGCUCUGUACGAGCAGAAGGAGACCAGCCUGGGCGAUCUCAGUUCCAAGAGUUCGCAGAUCUCCAACGUGUCCGACAGCAGCGAGGAAUGCAACAUUAUCCUGACGAGCUCACCGGAGACGUUGAAGUCGAGAACGGUCGACAUAGAGAGAACCGACAGCGGGGUCGGGUCUGAAAGCAGCCAAGCCAGCAGCACUCGCUGUGUCGCGAGGCGCUGGAGGACGACGGGCAACAACGUCUCCUCCGGCCCGGGUAGCCUCCUCGGCGGGAUGCCGCAGGUGAUUUCCGGGACCACGAAGCUGUGCGAGGACUGCGAGCAGCGGCUGGACCCUCUAAUAACAGACAGCGGUGUGGUUUAUGCGCCUUUCGUGUGCAGGAAGUGCUCGAAGAAGCGCGCGGAACGGAAAGAGAUUAUCACGGAAAUCGUGGAAACCGAGCAGAAGUACGGCAGAGAUCUGCAGAUCAUACUCGAGGAGUUCCACCGGCCGAUGCUAAGAGCGGGCCUCCUCACGUCGGAGCAACUGUCGGCGAUCUUCCUGAAUGUCGAGGAGUUGCUCGAGCACAAUGCCGUUUUAGCCGACAAAUUAAAGGAGAGCGUGAACCUCGCUCAGGACCACGGGGACGAGGAUCUCCUGACGGUGGACGUGGGCAAGAUCUUCCUCGAGUCGGAAAGGAUGCUCCACGCCUUCGAGAGCUACUGCACGCGUCAAGGGGGCGCCAGUUUGUUACUACAAAAUUUGGAGAAGGAGAAGGAGCUUCUUCGCAUCUUCCUCAGGGUUUCUCAAAUGGAGAACACGGUUUUGCGAAGGAUGAACCUGAAUUCCUUUUUAAUGGUUCCUGUCCAAAGAGUCACGAAGUACCCUCUGCUUUUGGCACGUUUGCUUAAAGCAACACCCUCUGUUCGACCUGACAUCCAAGAAGCGAAAAAGAGGCUCAAGCAAGCACAAACGAACAUCGAGCUACACUUGGAACACAUGAAUGCUGAGGCAAAGGAUGUUACGUCGACGAAAUUGUGGAGGAGAAUAUCGAUUAUUCAGAACGGCAGACGGUCCGUCGGCGAGCAGGAUAUGGUGAAUAUCAAGUUGAGAAAGAUGGCCGUUGAGAUUUUGGAAUGGGCACACGAGGAAGCUAGGUUUGUCCUCGAAGGCCGUCUUCUGGUAGCGCAACCGACUGACAAUAACUGGAGACGCGGUCGAACUGUCAAACUCGCGCCUGUUACUGCCAUGCUUGUCACAAACGGCAAGCCGAAUGCCGAUUAUCCCGAAUUCAACGACGAGUCGCUCUUUCCAAAGCACAUAGGUAUCAAGGAAGCUACUCUACUUCUGGUCAAAGAGAAACUUGGACGAUAUUCUUUACUACGAGAGCCACUGUACCUCGACAAAUGCAUAGUAUGUUGUGAAACGGAUCUCGAAGAUUACUUCGAAAUACAAGAAUUAUCCUCUAAAGAAACGUUUAUAUUUAAGGCAGAGGACGGCGCGAGAACGAAAAGAUGGUGCAGAACGUUACAGGCUCACGCGCAGUCCCUUGGCGCUUGGCGCAGACGUCGUGGGGCCCUUCCUAACAUCAUGAUCUGCGGUGUAGCGAGGAACUAACGACGGCCUGGAUGUAAUAAUAGGUGCACACGUAACAACGCGUUCCAUAUUAACGCAUUCUCAAGCGAUUGAAGCUCUUCAACGGCGCCAAGAAGUCUAAGCGAUUGCAUAAAUUCAUGUACAUGAUCUCCAGAUGAAUUAGCAAUGAUUUAUUACGGAGAGAGAACGCUAGACCAAAGGAUUUCCUCGGCUCGUUGACACGCGGCCGUGUCGAUGAGCAACGCGAAAGUCUAUAGUUCUUACCGAAUCCGAGAUAUAACCGUCUGUGUUCGGUUUGUUACAGUACGUUGCAGAAACUUGAGUUUCCUACGACACUGUAAAAAUAAAAGUGCUACAUGCACCUCCGAGUGUCGCGCACAAUUCCAUCCGAUUCCUAAUGAAUAAUUUUAAGUACAUAUAUAUAAUAUAUAUGUCUGCGUAUAUAUAUAUAGGACUAUUUAAUAUUAAAUGAUUAAACCCUUCAAAAAAAAAAAAAAGACGAGUAGCUGUGAUAUUGACCGGUGUAUUGGGUAUCGUUUUCUUCUCGCAGAUCAUUUACGGAUGUUAAAAGUAUUUUAUCCGCCGCAUUUUCCAUCUGCGAUUCUCUUCACCAGUAUCGCUUCUUGCGAAAAUGAUAUUAAUAGAGGUAGAUUUUAUUAGAAUCGAGGUCAUAGGGUUCGCAGAUUAAUAAGCAUCGGAGAAUUCGCGUGAAUCAGCAGCGUCAUGGAUACAGGGUGCCGUACAUACUACAUAUGUCUCGUAUAAUCGGCAUGCAUCGACAAUUCGUGAAACUGUCGGAAUACACUUAUUUUAAUUCCUUUAUUCCCUCUCUUUCUCUCUGUCUCUCUCUCUUUCUCCAAAUAACAGUAUUUUUACUACGUCUAACACAAGCAAAAUACAAAUUGUACAUUGUACUAUAUUUUUAUUUAAGAAUUAAGCCAUACUGUGUAUGUAUAUAUAAAUGUAUAUUUACAGGUUUCCCUCACACAGUUUCUAACUGAAAUUCAAUUGUAACGAAUUAAUCUGCUGCAUUACAACCUGCGAUUUAAUAAAACUGAGAUUUGAUGCA